Eleginops maclovinus (Patagonian blennie) is the source of this 1351-nucleotide messenger RNA. It is a transcript of the gene polr2eb, whose product is annotated as RNA polymerase II, I and III subunit E, b. The coding region runs from base 168 to 800 and encodes 210 amino acids. The record is from RefSeq and is a predicted model, not a curated record. NCBI's taxonomy places the organism in Eukaryota, Metazoa, Chordata, Actinopteri, Perciformes, Eleginopidae. Gene Ontology annotation, molecular function: DNA binding. Gene Ontology annotation, biological process: DNA-templated transcription. Gene Ontology annotation, cellular component: RNA polymerase III complex; RNA polymerase I complex; RNA polymerase II, core complex. The transcript is spliced from 7 exons.
AAGCUCCACCCGCAUACUACCACUCAGUUUAUACGUCAUCAGUUUGCGACGGUUAGACUGUAAUGUGUGUAGCGCGUCGCAUGUGCCUAAGAGUAAAAGUAAUAAUUUAACAAAUAUAAACAAUUGUUUUUGAUUAAAUCUCAAACAAGUUAAACAUUUGAAAUACUAUGGAUGACGAAGAGGAAACAUACAGGCUAUGGAAGAUCCGUAAAACCAUCAUGCAGCUGUGCCAUGACAGAGGCUACCUGGUGACACAGGAUGAGUUGGACCAGACACUGGACGAGUUUAAGAGUCAGUUUGGAGACAAACCAAGCGAGGGUCGACCCAGGCGCACAGACCUCACGGUGCUGGUGGCGCACAACGAUGACCCCACUGACCAGAUGUUUGUUUUCUUUCCUGAGGAGCCCAAGGUUGGAAUCAAGACGAUUAAGAUGUACUGUCAGAGGAUGCAGGAAGAAAACAUUACACGUGCCAUCAUUGUUGUUCAGAUAGGCAUGACACCAUCAGCCAAACAGUCUCUAGUUGACAUGGCCCCCAAAUACAUAUUGGAACAGUUUCUUCAACAGGAGCUGCUCAUUAACAUCACAGAGCAUGAGCUUGUUCCAGAGCACAUCGUUAUGUUAAAAGAGGAAGUGACCGAACUUCUUCUCAGAUAUAAACUAAAGGAAAGUCAGUUGCCGAGGAUCCAGGCUGGAGAUCCUGUGGCUCGCUACUUUGGCUUGAAAAGAGGACAGGUAGUAAAGAUCAUCAGACCCAGUGAAACAGCUGGGAGGUACAUCACAUACAGACUGGUGCAGUGACGGACAGAUUCGCUGCUUGUUAUGAAAGGGUUAGACACACUGACAAAAUCCAUUUGAUGAUACAAAUCGCAUAUAGAUUUAAUUUACAUCAAUGCCUAUGCUUCUCAACUACUGUGCUUCUGCAAAGGCAGAAUUUUUAAGUGGAGUUGUGUUUUAUUCCAUACAGUGAUUUGUUUGCAUUUCCAAUUUAAGAUUAUAGUUUUAUGUCUUACUUUGUUAAAGGAUGUCACCACACUGAGGUAUCAUACAUCCCAGCUCAGUGUAAAAAAACAACAGGUCAGAGUUCAUGCCCACUCAGUCGUUACGCAACUAACAGUAGGUAGUCAUUCCAGAGCGCCUGUGUGAACCACAAGGAAUUAGCUGCUUUGAAUAAAACCUACCUCGGCCUGUUUUAUUUUUCAGAUAUUCUCCCAUAAUCAACAUUUUGGCGGAUCAUUGAAGGAAACCUGCGGUGUUAGAUCUUUCAUUACCCCUCCCUGGACUAGCUUUCUACUUUUGAAUUGUUUAAUUUGUAAUUGCUGACUUUGUAAAAUAAAGUAUUCCAAAAAGAA